CGACGGGCUAUUGUCAACCAACGGGCGGGGCGAAGUGGAGCGGGUAAAAGAAGAAGGCGGAGGGAUAUUGGCGAAAGAUCAACGGAGUGGUGUGAGGGCGUGUCAAAGAGCAGCCGGUGGUGCGUCUCGGUUGCAGAGAGCUGAAAAAUGACAACUGCUAACAAGACACCUCCUGGUGCAGAUCCAAAGCAGCUAGAAAGGACCGGAACAGUUCGGGAAAUAGGAUCACAAGCUGUUUGGUCACUUUCCUCUUGUAAACCAGGAUUUGGUGUGGACCAACUACGAGAUGAUAAUUUGGAAACCUACUGGCAGUCUGAUGGAUCACAGCCUCAUUUGGUGAACAUCCAGUUCAGAAGAAAAACAACAGUGAAGACACUAUGUAUUUAUGCAGAUUAUAAAUCCGAUGAAAGCUACACUCCAAGCAAAAUCUCUGUCAGAGUAGGCAACAACUUUCACAACCUACAGGAAAUCCGGCAACUUGAAUUAGUGGAGCCAAGUGGUUGGAUUCAUGUUCCCUUAACUGAUACACACAAGAAACCUAUUCGCACUUUUAUGAUUCAGAUUGCCGUUUUAGCCAAUCACCAAAAUGGAAGAGACACUCAUAUGCGACAAAUCAAGGUGUAUACACCAGUGGAAGAAAGUUCUAUUGGUAAAUUUCCCCGAUGUACAACAAUUGAUUUCAUGAUGUAUCGUUCAAUUAGAUAAACAUAUAACUUUUGUAAUUUAAUUAUGGCAAUCUAUUUUUGUAUAAUUUAAAAAUAAAAUCUGGUUCUUGCUCUGUUU
This is a messenger RNA of Pogona vitticeps (central bearded dragon), 783 nucleotides long. It is a transcript of the gene ANAPC10, whose product is annotated as anaphase promoting complex subunit 10. Gene Ontology annotation, biological process: anaphase-promoting complex-dependent catabolic process; protein K11-linked ubiquitination. The record is from RefSeq and is a predicted model, not a curated record. Lineage: Eukaryota; Metazoa; Chordata; Lepidosauria; Squamata; Agamidae. Gene Ontology annotation, cellular component: anaphase-promoting complex.